AGCAGAGCUUUCAACAGCUGACAUUGACGUGUUGUCGUUUUCGUAUUAAUUGACAAAUAUACUUUGGAAAUGAGUUUAAAAACAGUUUAUGUUACCGUGGGAACCACCAAAUUUGACGCCCUUAUAGCAGCCAUAUCCUCGGAAGCCGGGAUCAGGGCCUUGAAGGAUCGGAAAUGCAAAAAACUUAUCAUUCAACAUGGAAAUUCGCUUCCUCUGACCCCUGAAGCAGUUCAACGGAUAACCCGCAGGUACGGAAUCCAAAUCGAACAAUAUAAGUUCCGUCCAAACAAGGAAGAUAUUAGAAAGGCGAAUUUGAUCAUCGGCCAUGCAGGAGCUGGAACCUGUAUGGAUAUACUGAACAACAACAAGCAUGGUUUAAUUGUGAUCAACGACCAGUUAAUGGACAAUCACCAAUGGGAACUGGCCCGGCAACUGGCUAGCGAAAAUUAUCUGUAUUACACCAAAGUCACCGAUUUGGAUGAGCAGCUGACCAGUUUGGACUUUAGUGCUCUGACACCUUACGAAGCCCAGGCCACGAACAUUGAUUGGUUUGUUGCCGCUGUUAACGAGCUCUGCGUCGAAGCAUCCCCGAUAAGAAAAUUUCGAUAUUGUUUUUAGCACCAGCCCCUAUGGGGUUGGUUUUUUUUAAAUAUUUAUUUAAGAGUAUACGAGUAUAGUUAAUAAACACGAUAAACAUUUA
This is a messenger RNA of Drosophila bipectinata, 700 nucleotides long. RefSeq names its product Alg13 UDP-N-acetylglucosaminyltransferase subunit (gene Alg13). Gene Ontology annotation, biological process: dolichol-linked oligosaccharide biosynthetic process. The record is from RefSeq and is a predicted model, not a curated record. Gene Ontology annotation, molecular function: hexosyltransferase activity. Lineage: Eukaryota; Metazoa; Arthropoda; Insecta; Diptera; Drosophilidae.